AGUGCCCGUAGCGAAUGGCACGUGACUUGUCCAAGAUGGCUGCGCCCAUGUUGUUCCGGCACAGCAGAGGCUUCGUCUCAUUGUGUUACACCAGCCUCCGGUAUAGGAGCAAAUCAACUUUCCCGACUCCAGGUCCCGUGAAAAGCAAGUUUCUCCAAUACCUGUGCGACCGCUUCUAUGACGUCGAAACCAUUGUAGACUUUAGCAAGAGGCUAAGUUUAUGGAACGCACAAAGGAAAAACAGAUACAACAUCCAGGCGAAGAACCAUUUCGGGGAAAAUAUCGCAGCUUGCCUCUUUGUCCUGGCUUUGAAGGGAAGAAUUAGGCUCCAGGGGAAAACGGAAUGGGAGGACAAUAAGGGCGGCUUGGUUUUCCUACACGAUAAAGAGGCAUGCUUGGAAGGAGCCGACCUCAGCGGCACCAUCAUCAACUACGACGGCCUGGAUAACCUGGUCAACCAAAGAAACCUGAAGCAGCUGGACCUCAGCAGGUGCCCCUACAUCGACGACUGGAGUCUGAGCCGCCUUCACAACUUUUCAGACACCCUGCAGGAGCUUUCGCUGGCUGGAUGCCCGCAGGUCACUGAGAGGGGGCUGGCCUGCCUCCACCAGCUCGAGAAUCUCAGGUUCCUGGACGUCUCCGACCUGCCCUCCGUCCGCCACAAAGUGCUGGUUCGGAUCCGGCUGGAGGAGAUGCUGCCUCGGUGUCACAUUGUGGGGAUGAACUACCCCGAGGGGGUGGACCUGCCCUUGGACUCUGACGGACAUGGAGGCGAAAUAGAGGAGCAGCAGCAGGGAAGUGCUGGAAGCCAGAAAAAGAGAGGAGUCUCCAUUUGAAUGGGGAGGGCCGCGUCUCAGAGACUCUUCCCCCCCCCCCACCAUCACCACCCAAAGAAAUCUGAGCGUUCCCACAAUGGCGACACAAAGACAACAAAAGACGUGGUUGCUCUAAAGCAGGGAUGGGGAAUCUGUAGCCCUCCAGGUGUUGCUGGACUCCAGCUCCCAUCAGCCCCGGCCAGCUUGGUUGGUGUUGAGGCAUGAUGGGACUUUGAGUCCAACAACACCGUUUCCCAACCCCUGUUCUAAAGAAUAUACGGUGAUUUCACCUUCCUUAUGUUCCUCCACAUAAUAAACAGACCCUCCAUAUUCUGGCAGUGUGUACCUCUGAGCUUUUAUCGUUCCCUUUUUUAAAAAGUUUGGUGAGCACACCAGAAUCAGAGUUGUUGUUGUGGGCACCUGUCUGUCUCGAAAGGCAAUGGAGUGCGCCUCCGGGGGUGUAGUCGAACGGCUGUGUUAGCAGCACCGAAGUGACCUCCCUGGGGCGCAAGCCUGGGCAGUGUGGAUGGGGGUCCUGGCUGCUCAGUUGACCAGACCCCCCCCUCUCUGAUACGGUCCAAUGGAAAGAGGAGCAAGAUGUUUGGCACCAGCCAAGGAGUUGAUGGAAAGAGGCGUACAAGGCACCAUCCAGCUGCCUUAGGGACAACUUCAGAUUUGUGUAGGGUUUACUCCAGAGCCUUUUCUUCUCCCAAAGAUACCCUGCAAGGCAGCAGAGGGUUAGGAUCAGAGUUCCCCUUCUCUUAGAUGGGCCACCGUCCCACGUUGACGAGCCCCAUCUGAAGUUUUUGGUAUAAAAUAGCCUGGGUGUCCUGAACUUUCAGCCCCCUAGCAACAAAUAGUUCAGUUAAUUGAUGAUAAUAAUAAUAAUAAUAAUAAUAAUAAUAAUAAUAAUAAUAAUAAUAUAUUAUUUAUACCCCGCCCAUCUGGCUGGGUUU
This is a messenger RNA of Zootoca vivipara (common lizard), 1771 nucleotides long. It is a transcript of the gene DMAC2, whose product is annotated as distal membrane arm assembly component 2. The record is from RefSeq and is a predicted model, not a curated record. Gene Ontology annotation, cellular component: cytoplasm. Lineage: Eukaryota; Metazoa; Chordata; Lepidosauria; Squamata; Lacertidae.